Messenger RNA from Tetrahymena thermophila SB210, 1491 nucleotides. RefSeq names its product MFS transporter. Gene Ontology annotation, molecular function: transmembrane transporter activity. The transcript has 3 exons. NCBI's taxonomy places the organism in Eukaryota, Ciliophora, Oligohymenophorea, Hymenostomatida, Tetrahymenidae. The record is from RefSeq and is a predicted model, not a curated record. Gene Ontology annotation, biological process: transmembrane transport.
AUGGACGGACUUGCCAGUUAAGAUUAAACAAAAAUAAAUAACAUAAACCUAUUCAAGACAAUUUACAUCUCUAUAGGUUUUAUGUUACUAUAUGUUGCUUUCUCCACAACUUAAAAUAUGAUUUCUUAGAUUUAUUUCUAAUUAGGUUAUGAUUAGCUAGGUAAUUAUGCGCUAUUUGCUCUUUACCUUACUUAAGCUGCUAACAAUCUAUUCGCCCCUAAAAUAGUAUAAAGAUUCCCUGUUAAAUGGGUUCUUUGUUUGAGCGCUUUAGGAUAUUUACCCUUUAUGAUUGUAGGUAUACUACCUAGAUAGUGCUAUGAAGAUAUGCAAGCUAAUCCUAACUACGAAUCAAAUUUAUGUUCUAAGCAUACAAUUUACGGGCUGAUUCUUGCUUCAGCUAUUGUAAAUGGGUAUUGUGCCUCUCUCAUUUGGGUUUGUUAAGGUACAUACAUUGGUAUUUUAUCUAGCUCCAAGCCUGAAAAGACUGGAGUUUACUUUGGUAUUUUCUGUUCCAUUUUUGCUACUUCAUUCUUAAUUGGAUCAGUUAUUGGUACAUUCUUGUUGGGUUACACUACACAAAAGACCUUCUUCAUUAUCAUGUCAGUAAUUGGAGCAGUAGCUUGUGUAAUGCUGUUUUUCAUUCCAUCACCAUUUUAGGACUACCAAAUUCAAUAAAUGAAGGAUGCUAAAAAAAUUGCUCAUGAUGCUAAAGAUAGUUAGACAAUUGCUCCUCAAGAAACCUUUAUGCAAACUAUAUAAAGAUAUGUUCAGAUAUUAAAAACUGACCAAAUUAUUCCUUUGAUGACUCUUAUGGGACUUUCUGGAUGUAUAUCAGCUUUCUACGCUGGUUUUAUGUAUAUGCUCAUUUAAAACACUUUAGCUAUAGAUUAUACAAAUCCUGACUCGAUAAAAGAUGUUAACUAAAAAACAUGUUAUGUAUAUAUCUGCUAAGGUAUUUUUGAAAUUAUAUCAGGAUAUGCAGGAGGUUAUCUCGCCCUGAGAUAUAAUAUCUAUAAACUUGUCAAUUUAGCUACCAUAUUUGUAUAAGCAGCUUUUGUAUUCGCACUUAUUUGUACCUAUACAUAGGACUAUACUAUUGCCUUCCUUUGCAGUGCUUUUAUCGGAUUCGGAGAUAACUUAUUAAACUGUGUUUUGAGUGAAAUUAUAACUAAAGAUUAUCAUGGAAAGAGUGAAAUUUAUGCUUUGAAGAGUUGUGUUAUGUCUCUUGUUUUCGCUGCUCUUUUGUUAAUCAAUGUUCUCGUUUAACAUAACGAUGCUAAAUAUUCCUUUAUUCUCGCUAUCUUUAUUUAUCAAAUAUUCGCAACUAUUGCAUCAGUCAAUCUUGGACCUCAAAAACCUCUUGAAUUAAAUGAAGAAAAGUAAAUCAGCAGAAUUCCCUCAGAAGAUAAAAAUGAUAAUGAUAACGAGCUUUAAAUGCUUCACAUAUAAUAGAGAAAUUAAUUAAUGACCACAAAAUAAAUGGAAGAUUGA